AACAGUGGUCGUGUUAUUUUAAGACGUUAGCUCGCAUUGUGAAAGAGAGCAGUCUUCUGUCAACAACAACGGGUCCAUUGUCCACUUACUUACACUAAACUGUUUCCACUGACGAUAAGAUAUCCCAGACCAAAAUAAACUAUUGUAUUUAAUCAAACGUUGGCAUAAAUGAAAAUGGCUCUCCAUUCUUACGUGUGUGUUUUAAUCAGUGUCACAUUGGUGACAUUUGCUUUAGGCGUGGUUGAGUUUGAUGACAGUGUCAAGCAAGGAGGAGUCAGGAGCUGCUUGUACACCCCAACACCAUGUGGAAUCUGUGGGCCGACUAUUUCCGUAACGUUGAGGUUCAGGAACUCUCUGAAGCCCCCCUUUUUUGACAAGACAAUCACUGUGCCUAGACAGCCUCAGCGAGAGCUCUUCCAUUUCUUGCAGAGAGCUGCAGACGUGACUGGAGAAAUCGUGUUCACAAUUUCCUACUCGCCCAUGGUUGGUUACAUUCUUGACAGCAUCAACGGGCAGUACGGCUCAGAAUCCGAUAAUUCAUUCUGGGACUUUCUCAGUGAGAAUGGCAGUUACGAUUGCGGUGUCUCUGUGUAUGUACCGAAGAACGGAGAGACGAUUACAUUUAAUUUUACCAACUACAAAAACGCUGGCUACAUUCUUAAGAAAUAGAGCAGCGACUUUGACGCAAUACGGAAAGAAUUUAUGGGAGAAUUUUGUUUUGUAUCAUUAGAACAUUCGAAAUACGAGUAGCAUUAUAUUACAAUCCUUAUGACAGGGCCGGCCUUAGAUAAUUGGAGGCCCUAAGCCAGGGGCUCUCAGCCUGUGCGUCGUGACCCAUUUUUUUCCAGAGGAAAAAAAAAUUCUUUUGUCUAGAAAGAGGCUUGACAAUGUAAAAAAAAAAUUCCAUUGGGUAGUUACUAUUUUGUUCAGUAGCAUUGUCAUUCUAUGACAAAUGAUACAAAAAAACUGAAUCAGAAUCAUGUCAAGCAUUUUAAUCGUCACAGCAUAACAUUUGUUUCAAUUACUGCCCAUCAAACGGUGCUGCAAAAUGCAAUGUUGCUCCAUUGCAGAAUCAAAUGUAUUGUUUCUAUGGCGAAGAUUGACCCACGUUAUUAAAAAGCACAACCGUUUAUUAUCCAGUAAUAUGCCAUAAUGUUAUUUUUGUAAUGGAGCAACCCGUGAAAAUGGAUCUCUGUAACAAUAUGCGAAAACACAUAACUCUACGGUUGGGGGUCGCCACAUAGUGAGAAAUUGUAAAAAGGGAUCGCGGAAAUAAAAAGGUUGAGAAUCGCUGGCCUAAGCGAAGUAAAUUUGGUGGCCCCUAAUGACAGAAAAAAAAAAUAAAAACAGCGAAAAAACUAAAAUUACGCAAUUGAUUAAAAACCUAGUGCACUCCAAUAAUAACAAAGAGGAUAAGUUUCGCUAUUUCUCUCUAAAAAAAUGUUUUGAAUCCUGUGCGAGGCCCACACCAAUCGGAGGCACUAGGCGGCUGCCUAGUUUGCUUAUGCCUAAGGCCGGCCCUGAUUAUGAGAAACAAUUAGGGCACGCUCAAUCAGCAGAUAGCUUUCCCCUCCUUCUUCCUUCCUCUUUUACCUCCCUCUUCCCUCCUCUUUCAAAUCCUUUUACUUUCAUCUUUCACCUCCUUCUUCCCUCCUCUUUCACCUCCUUCUUCCUUCCUCCUCUUUCACCUCCUUUUUCCUUCCUCUUUCCCCUCCUUCUUCCUUCCUCUUUUACCUCCCUCUUCCCUCCUCUUUCAAAUCCUUUUACUUUCAUCUUUCACCUCCUUCUUCCCUCCUCUUUCACCUCCUUCUUCCUUCCUCCUCUUUCACCUCCUUUUUCCUUCCUCUUUCACCUCCUUCUUCCCUCCUCUUUCACCUCCUUUUUCCUUCCUCUUUCACCUCCUUCUUCCUUCCUCUUUCACCUCCUUUUUCCUUCCUCUUUCACCUCCUUUUUCCUUCCUCUUUCACCUCCUUCUUCCUUCCUCUUUCACCUCCUUUUUCCUUCCUCUUUCACCUCCUUCUUCCUUCCUCUUUCACCUCCUUUUUCCUUCCUCUUUCACCUCCUUCUUCCCUCCUCUUUCACCUCCUUCUUCCUUCCUCCUCUUUCACCUCCUUUUUCCUUCCUCUUUCACCUCCUUUUUCCUUCCUCUUUCACCUCCUUCUUCCUUCCUCUUUCACCUCCUUCUUCCCUCCUCUUUCACCUCCUUUUUCCUUCCUCUUUCACCUCCUUUUUCCUUCCUCUUUCACCUCCUUCUUCCCUCCUCUUUCACCUCCUUUUUCCUUCCUCUUUCACCUCCUUCUUCCUUCCUCCUCUUUCACCUCCUUUUACUUUCCUCUUUCACCUCCUUCUUCCCUCCUCUUUCACAUCCUUCUUCCUUCCUCUUUCACCUCCUUCUUCGCUCCUCUUUCACAUCCUUCUUCCUUCCUCUUUCACCUCCUUCUUCCCUCCUCUUUCACAUCCUUCUUCCUUCCUCUUUCACCUCCUUCUUCCCUCCUCUUUCACAUCCUUCUUCCUUCCUCUUUCACCUCCUUCUUCGCUCCUCUUUCACCUCCUUCUUCCCUACUCCUUCCCCUCCUUCUUCCCUCCUCUUACCCCUCCUUCUUCCCUUCCUAAUCCUAUUUCACUCUUUCUUUCUCUUCCCCUUCCCUCCUCUUUCACUACUCCUUCCCUCUUCUUUCCACCGUGCGUUUAUGAAGUCCUGGUACAUUUCUAAUCUCAUGUCUUUGACAAUAAGAUAAAAACCACGAAUAGUACAUACAUUUCAUAAGUGUUCAUAUACGUGUGUGUGUGUGUCUGCACGUGUCUAAAUAUUCAAAGUAGUUAUGUGAUCAUGUUGACAAUCGGCAGUGCCAGGAGAAACUUUGACUCCCUAGGAGAGAAUUGGAGGUUAUAAAAUCGUCAACGGUAAAAUAAAUAAAGAAAUAGAUAAAGAAAGAAAGGAUUUCUAUGAAUGAAAUGAGCUAACAAUGUGAACUUCUCAGAGAUUUGUCAUUUUCUAUUCCAACAAUAAAUCAAACUUGAUGAAC
Messenger RNA from Biomphalaria glabrata, 3026 nucleotides. RefSeq names its product cobalamin binding intrinsic factor-like. NCBI's taxonomy places the organism in Eukaryota, Metazoa, Mollusca, Gastropoda, Planorbidae. The coding region runs from base 1325 to 2713 and encodes 462 amino acids. The transcript has 5 exons. The record is from RefSeq and is a predicted model, not a curated record.